AUGCCGACGGCGUGUCGCGGCUGCGUCGCGGCCAGCGCGGCGCCUGCGCGCGCCUCCGUUCCGUCCCGUCGCACGAAGAGAACUAGCGCGCUGCUCCGGGGGAGUUUCGCGGGGGAUGGCGGGCGCACGGCGCCGCGCUGCGGGCGACGGUGUAGCUUGCGUCUACUCGCUCGCGGGGGGGACGUGAGGGCGGCAGCGGGCAGGGGAGGCGCGAAGGCGGGCCUGGAGGACGACGAGGACGACGAAGACACGCUCGACGAGGAGUUCGAGGGCGAGAUCCAGAUCGACGACAUCGUGGAGGACGACAGCGCCGGCGACGACCCCGAGGCGACCGGCGCGGGGCCCGACGUCACCGCUGAGGACGACGCAGGGCUCGACGAGGAGGAGGACGACGACGAGGACGACGAGGACGACGAAGACCUCGAAGGCGAAGUCGCGGACUUCGACGAGGCCGUCGCGCUGUUCGGGGAGGACGAGGCCGUGGACUGGGGCGCGUUUUACGAGUCCGACUUGGUCGAGUACGUCCGCGCGGCCGGCCAGGACGCGUCCCCGGGCGUGCGGCGCGUCAUGUACAAGCAAAUCACGAACGCAGACGGCGAGACCGUCGAGCUGCGGCGGUCCCCCGACGAGGAGGCCAAGCUGCUCGGCCGCGCUUUUGAGGAGAUGCAGUCGCGCGACGACUUCACGAAGCUCCUCCCGGACGACUGGGAGGCGCGGCUGAACGACGUCCAGGACAACCUCGACGCGGCGAUCGGCGGGCCGGACCUCGACCGGCGCCCCGAGGGCCCGCUCUCGCCGUGGCAGCUCCGCGCGCGCGCCGAGAAGCGUCGCAUGUACGCCAAGUACCAAGCCGCCUUCGACCGGCGCCGCGACGAGGUCGGGACGUACAUUCCCACGGUCGACCUGUACGCCAAGGACGUGCGCCUGGAGGGGUACCGCGAGGAGUACCCGAAGCAGGACUGGACGGAGGAUGAGAUGUGGGAUCUGAUCACGCUGUCGGGGCGCGCGGUGGACCCGCGGACGAUCGAGGGGUUGGCGCUCAAGGUGCAGGACGAGCACACGCCGACGGACGGCGCGAAGCAGCUGCCGGCGAGCGGCGUCGCGCUCGAGACGGAGGACUUUGCGCGGGCGCUUGGGCGGAUGGUGGAGUCGGUGGGGGAGCUGGAGGGGAUCACGGAGGGGGGGGGCGUCGCGCCGACGCUGGCGGAGGAGUUCGAGGACGUCGAGGAGGGCGGGGACGCGGAGGCGGCGGGGGGCGCGAGGCGGGCGCGAAGCAGCUAG
This is a messenger RNA of Pedinophyceae sp. YPF-701, 1281 nucleotides long. The record is from the annotation of a GenBank genome assembly. Lineage: Eukaryota; Viridiplantae; Chlorophyta; Pedinophyceae.